This is a messenger RNA of Lycium barbarum (goji berry), 718 nucleotides long. RefSeq lists its product as uncharacterized. The annotation marks the transcript as partial. The record is from RefSeq and is a predicted model, not a curated record. NCBI's taxonomy places the organism in Eukaryota, Viridiplantae, Streptophyta, Magnoliopsida, Solanales, Solanaceae. The transcript has a single exon.
UCAUGAUAGUGAAGGGGAUGGUGUUGAAGGUGAUGAUGAGCCUAUUGUACCUCUAUAUGUGGUGCGACGAACCAUGAUAAGUAAAGCAAUGGAUGACCCAAGUCAACGGGAAAAUCUCUUCCAUUCCAAGUGCAUCAUUAACCAAAACACUAGCAUCAUGAUCAUUGAUAGUGGGAGUUGUGCCAAUGUUGCUAGUACCACCCUUGUUGAUUUCUUGAAACUUCCCACCACCCGCCAUGAAAACCCUUACAAACUUCAAUGGCUCAAUGAAUGUGGUGAAUUGAAGGUGACUAGGCGAGCUAUCAUCAAAUUCGCGGUUGGGAAGUAUCAUGAUGAGGUGUUGUGUGAUGUUGUUCCCAUGCAAGCGUGUCAUCUUCUACUUGGCCGACCAUGGCAAUAUGAUAGGUCCGUCAACCAUAAUGGGAGAACUAACCAAUACAACCUUGGCCACAAUGGUGCCAAACAUGUCUUGAAUCCCAUGACCCCCUCCCAAGUGGGUGAGAUCUAUAACAAAAUGAGGGAGUUAAAGGAGAAGGGACAUGGUGCAUUGCAAAAGAAGAAUGUGGGGGACGAGGGAGUAGAGGAGAGUAGUUCUCAAGAGUUGAGUGGAAAGAAAGGAGAGCUUAGAGGAAAAACUAAGGUGUCGCUUUUGGCGAAUUGUGGGGAAAUUAGGGAGGAAUUGGGGGAGCGUCAACCGGUGAUUCUCCUCAUGCAUAGG